CCUUUUUUGAAUCCUGAAUCCUGAAUAUUUUUUUUUGUGUCUCUAAAAAUGCUGCGAUGCUGUGCCAGUCUAUUUUCGAUUGUCUAACCCUUCAUAAUUUCAUGCAUCCAUUCCAUUCCAUUCCUCCCCCCACUUCCUGGAUAUAGAAACCCGGACGCGCCGCCCAAGGACACUCCGUUGAUCACGCAGUUCACACCGAACCCGAACCUGCACAAAUCCUUCUACGGACUCGACUACAACCCCGCCAAUGCCCUCAUGCCCUGGUGCGGCGCCACGCUCCAGAACGUCGUCGACGAUGUUAUCAUCAUGUCCCAGCUCACGAACCGCAUCCGCCUCUACGGCAUGGACUGCAACCAGGCCGAACUGACCUUCCAGGCGAUCCAAGCCCUCAAACUCAACAAUACCAUGAAGGUCGUCCUGACGCUCUGGGUCGACACGAACCAGACGACCGUCCAGCGUCAGUACGAUACCUUGUUCAAGGUCCUGGACACCUACGGCACAGAUAUGGUCCAGGGCAUCAGUGUCGGUAACGAGGUCCUCUUCCGCAAGGAUAUGACCCUCGCAGCUCUGGGGAGUCUCAUGUCCACGGUCCGGACGAACAUCCGUACCCGCUACAACAAGUCCAUCCCCGUCUUCACAUCCGAGAUCGGGAACAAUUUGAAUUCGGCCCUGGCCGAGGUCUCGGAUGAGCUCAGCGGUAACUUGCAUCCGUACUUUGCGGGGGUCGCCGCCGCCGAGGGCGCCAACUGGACCUUUGCACAGUACAACUAUACGAUCAUCGGAAACCCCACCAAGUCCGGCAUCAAGGGCGCAAUCUCCGAAGUCGGCUGGCCAUCCGCUCCUGCCACUGCUAUUGAUUCGCCCUCGGCCGUCCCCGGUGUCGAUAACCUCCAGAUCAUGAUCAAUGAUUUUAUCUGCCAGGCCAACACUCAGGGCAUCCCAUAUUACUGGUUUGAGUUCAAGGACGAGCCCUGGAAGACCGACCCUUCGGUACCUGUUGAACCUAACUGGGGCCUCUUUGACAAGGAUGGAAAUCUCAAAGUCACGAUACCCAACUGCGUAGUAGCAUAAACAAAUUCAUUUAAUCCAU
Gamsiella multidivaricata is the source of this 1090-nucleotide messenger RNA. Its product is annotated as glycoside hydrolase superfamily. The record is from RefSeq and is a predicted model, not a curated record. NCBI's taxonomy places the organism in Eukaryota, Fungi, Mortierellomycota, Mortierellomycetes, Mortierellales, Mortierellaceae. The transcript is spliced from 2 exons. Gene Ontology annotation, cellular component: extracellular region; cell surface; fungal-type cell wall. Gene Ontology annotation, molecular function: 1,3-beta-glucanosyltransferase activity; glucan endo-1,3-beta-D-glucosidase activity. Gene Ontology annotation, biological process: cell wall organization; carbohydrate metabolic process. The annotation marks the transcript as partial.